Messenger RNA from Oryza sativa Japonica Group (Japanese rice), 1656 nucleotides. Lineage: Eukaryota; Viridiplantae; Streptophyta; Magnoliopsida; Poales; Poaceae. The record is from RefSeq and is a predicted model, not a curated record.
CGUGACUCCCUCUCUCCUCGCCACUCUCCCCCCUCCCAUCCUCUUCCACUCUCUCCUCUCCCCUUCGUGGCGGCGGCGGCGGCGGCGGCGGCGUGACGAGGAGGAGCAAUGGCGAUGGCCUCCUCCGCCUACGCCCCAGCGGGCGGCGUUGGCACCCACUCCGCGCCGGGCAGGAUCAGGCCGCCGCGCGGCCUCGGCUUCUCCACCACCACCACCAAGUCGAGGCCCCUCGUGCUCACCAGGCGUGGGGGAGGCGGCGGCAACAUCUCCGUGGCUCGGCUGAGGUGCGCGGCGUCGUCGUCGUCGGCGGCGGCGAGGCCGAUGUCGCAGCCGCGGUUCAUCCAGCACAAGAAGGAGGCGUUCUGGUUCUACCGCUUCCUCUCCAUCGUCUACGACCACGUCAUCAACCCGGGCCACUGGACGGAGGACAUGCGGGACGACGCCCUCGAGCCCGCCGACCUCUACAGCCGCAAGCUCAGGGUCGUCGACGUCGGCGGCGGGACGGGGUUCACCACGCUCGGGAUCGUCAAGCGCGUCGACCCGGAGAACGUCACGCUGCUCGACCAGUCCCCGCACCAGCUCGAGAAGGCCCGGGAGAAGGAGGCCCUCAAGGGCGUCACCAUCAUGGAGGGCGACGCCGAGGACCUCCCCUUCCCCACCGACACCUUCGACCGCUACGUCUCCGCCGGCAGCAUCGAGUAUUGGCCCGAUCCGCAGCGAGGAAUCAAGGAAGCUUACAGGGUUUUGAGGCUUGGUGGAGUGGCUUGCAUGAUUGGCCCCGUGCACCCAACCUUCUGGCUGUCUCGCUUUUUCGCUGACAUGUGGAUGCUCUUCCCGAAGGAAGAGGAGUAUAUUGAGUGGUUCAAAAAGGCAGGGUUCAAGGAUGUCAAGCUCAAAAGGAUUGGACCAAAAUGGUACCGUGGUGUCCGAAGGCAUGGCCUGAUUAUGGGAUGCUCUGUGACGGGCGUCAAAAGAGAACAUGGAGACUCCCCUUUGCAGGUUUUUUUUUUUGCUAAUUUGCCUUGCAAGUUGCAAAUUCACAUAAGCCUCCUUUGUUCGGAUGACUCUUUUUGUCGUUACUUUUAUUUCUUACUGAUUUAUAUGUUGAUUAUUACUCAUGGAUUGGCAACGCAACACCUGGGUAUGACGAAUGUUGAAGAGUGAACAUGUCAAUAUUUUUCUCACUUGCAUGAGAUUAAUGAACAUUGUAGCUUGGUCCAAAGGUUGAGGAUGUCAGCAAACCUGUGAAUCCUAUCACCUUCCUCUUCCGCUUCCUCAUGGGAACAAUAUGUGCUGCAUACUAUGUUCUGGUGCCUAUCUACAUGUGGAUAAAGGACCAGAUUGUGCCCAAAGGCAUGCCGAUCUAAGGGAGAUGAACUGAGCUGCAAGAGAGGAUAGCCAAUAUCUGAAUUAGGCUUCUCUAUAUUAGGCACUUUCUGUCAGUUCUGUAUUUACUUCUGUUGUCCCUGUUGUUAUGUACUUCUUUUACUGUGGUUCUUGUUUGUGGGGAAAUAAUAUUAUGAGACCUUGAUUAAGCUCAUCCGAACUCCUGAGCAUGGAAUGGAUCGUGUGUAGCAUAAUUAGAAUGGACAUGUGACAUUUCUGCAUUCCAAGUAUUCUGAAUGGUAGACAAACAAAUAAUAUCUGAAUUCGAUC